Molecule: messenger RNA, 2054 nt
Organism: Durio zibethinus
Lineage: Eukaryota; Viridiplantae; Streptophyta; Magnoliopsida; Malvales; Malvaceae
Gene: ASHR2
Product: ASH1-related protein 2
Molecular function (GO): protein binding
Source: RefSeq, a predicted model, not a curated record
UCCAACCCAUAAAUUAAUGAGUAGCAACGGUAAAGAGUAAAGAAAAAAAGCCCUAGGUGCUUUAAAGCCUCUAACCAAAGUGUCAUUGAUUGCUGCUUUCCCCGCAACUGAACUGAAGCUCUUUCAAUCAUCUUCCCCUUUUUAUUUGGUUUCUUGAAGCUAAACAAAUCUCCUGGCUGGUGUCUGCUCAAACACUCAGAGUGGGAAGUAAAAGGAUGUUGUCAGAUGGUUCAGAAUCCUUAUUAAGGUUAGCGGAGAUGGAAGGAAGGGGAAGGGCUCUUGUGGCCUCGCAACCUUUGAGGGCAGGACAAAUUGUUCUCAAGGAUUCUCCCAUCCUUGUCUACUCUUCUCUUCCUCUGAUUAAACCUGGAUCUUCUGCCUCUGCCUCCUAUUGUGACAAUUGCUUUAGAACGCUCUUGCCAUCAGCAAAUGUAAUGCCGUGUCCAUCGUGUUCUCAUCAUCAUCUCUUUUGCAGUCCUAAUUGCCUAACCAUGGCAACAGCUGCUUCUCAUUCUCCUUGGGUUUGCCAGGCUCUCAGUCGCCUUUGUGACUCCCCUCUUAUUUCUCAACCUCUUGAACGCCAAGUACAAGCCCGUUUCCUUAUUGCUGCCUAUAAUCUUGUGCUUAUUUCCCCCUCCUGUUUCCAGGUUUUGCUUUCUCUUCAAGGCCAGGGUUCUCCUUCUGAUGCUUCUGCUGUCCAAUUCUUGCAUUUUAUUGUUUCAUCCCUCUGCCCUCCUCCUUCAUUAUCUCUCUCCAUCGAACUCACCGCAGCUCUGUUGGCCAAAGAUAAGCUCAACGCCUUUGGCUUGAUGGAACCCAUCUCUCUACAACAAGAUGGUCGGAGGUCUGUUCGUGCUUACGGCAUCUAUCCCAAGGCGUCUUUCUUCAACCAUGAUUGUCUUCCUAAUGCCUGCAGAUUUGAUUACCUUGAUGCGGCUCCUGACCAGAAUACUGACAUCAUUGUUAGGAUGAUUCAUGAUGUACCCCAAGGUAGGGAGAUUUGCUUGAGUUAUUUCCCUGUCAAUCUUAACUUCUCCACCAGACAGAAGAGAUUGGCUGAGGACUAUGGUUUUAACUGUGAUUGUGACCGAUGCAAGGUGGAGGCCAAUUGGUCGGAUAAUGAAGCCGAUUUUAUUGAUGAUAAUGGGAAUGUGGAGGCGGAGGAGGAGGAGGAGUUCAUGGAUGAGGACAGCGAUGAACAAAUGAUAGCCUCUGACUCAGAACAUGGGGUUGAAGCAGGCAACACUAAUUUUCCUCAUGCCUAUUUCUUUUUUAGAUACAUGUGUAGUCGUGAAAACUGUUGGGGCACACUUGCCCCGUUGCCCCCAUCUGAUGGUGCUCCUUCUAAAGUAUUGGAAUGUAAUGUCUGUGGCAACCUCAAGAAUGAUGAAUAUGUUCGUUGACUUGGGACAAUGUACUUUUUCCAUGGAAGACUGCUUUAAGUGCAACAAUGUCAACUUUCCCCCAUAGGAGACUCUGAUCUGUUUAUGUUUAUAUGUGCUUGUUUUCACCAGGGCUUCACAUUUUUGUUCUCUUAAUCUCUAAUUGUCAUUAUUCAAUAUCUGCUUGCAUUGUUUCAUUACUGGACUAGUUAUAACCAUCCUAAAGAAAUGUCUAACGAGCAAGUUAGAUGUGCACGCAACCCUUCUUCACCUGCCGGGGAAGCAGAUUUUACCAACAAAGGUAUUGGUGGUGGUCAAAUCAGUGAUGGCCAAUCUCAAACUGACACAGAAGCUCAAACCGUUAAGGGGAGGCAAACAACACCAGCCAAAAAACUGGUUUUGGGCUCAAAUCACAAUUGGCUAAUCGGUCAAGUUCAAAUCCACCAUGCAUGCAUGCAAGGGAACAAUAGCGAUGUCAAUAAUCUCUGCCUAAAUAAAUAAAUAAGCAUCCUUAGAUGUUGGGGUGGGGUGUUGUUCAUUAUGCUCGAAGUCGUUUUGGGUGUAGUUUAUUGUGUUUGUAGCCAUGUAUGGUUUGCUACAUGUAAGUAUCAAAGCCUAUAUUUACGUUUACAACUCUUUUGAGUGUUAAGGUAAUUCACAUACUUUUCACGC